Saprolegnia parasitica CBS 223.65 is the source of this 1872-nucleotide messenger RNA. RefSeq lists its product as hypothetical. The record is from RefSeq and is a predicted model, not a curated record. The coding region runs from base 1 to 1872 and encodes 623 amino acids. Gene Ontology annotation, molecular function: ATP binding; ABC-type transporter activity; ATP hydrolysis activity. Gene Ontology annotation, cellular component: membrane. The transcript is spliced from 2 exons. Lineage: Eukaryota; Oomycota; Saprolegniomycetes; Saprolegniales; Saprolegniaceae.
AUGCACAACAUCAAGUCACCCCAGCACGUCAAGUCGCCACACCACUUUGUCGAGGUGCACACACCUGCAGCGUGCUAUGACGAACCGCGGUCGGGAGCCGACUUGCUCGUCGACGUGCCAAAGAUGACGUUGGAGUGGAAGCAGAUCCGUCGAUCGGUCCAGGUCCAGAACGCGACAACCAAAACGCUCGAUACCAAGGUCAUUUUGAACGAUUUAAGCGGCGUCGCGUGCCCCGGCGAGCUCGUUGUACUCAUGGGCCCAUCCGGUGCUGGCAAGUCCUCGCUCCUCGACGUCAUCGCCGGACGACAAAAGGAUUACACGGGGUCUGUCCUCGUCAAUGGCGAGCCGUGGAACCGAAACACGAACAAGAAGGCAUCGUAUGUCAUGCAAGACGACAUAUUUUACCAAACACUCACGGUCCGCGAGCAUCUGAUGUUCCAGGCCGAGCUGCGCAUGGGCAAGCUCUUCUCCGCCGACGAGCGGCGUCAGCGCGUCGACUACGUUAUCGACGAACUUGGCUUGACCAAGUGCCAAGACACGCAGAUCGGUGGCGGCCGCCUCCGCGGUAUUUCGGGCGGCGAACGCAAGCGCCUCAGCUUCGCCACCGAGAUCUUGACAAAUCCGUCGCUUUUGUUUGUGGACGAGCCGACGUCGGGCCUCGAUAGUUUCAUGGCCGAGUCAGUCGUGCAUCAGCUCCAGUCCCUUGCACGCAAGGGCCGUACGGUUGUUGCCACGAUCCACCAACCAUCGUCGGAGCUCUUCGAUCUCUUUGACCGUCUGUAUCUUCUCUCGGACGGCCAGCCCAUUUACAACGGCAAGGCAUCCGAGGCGGUAGCCUACUUUGCGUCGCAAGGAUGCCCGUGCCCUACGUACACGAACCCGACUGACUACUUUAUGCGGCAGAUCAUCGUCUUGGACCAAUCGUCCGAGGCAGCGACGAGGGUCCGUGGCCUCGUUGCCAACUGGCGGGCCAAAGAAGAGUCGGAAGCUCGACUCAGCGCCGAAACGGCAACCAGCUCCCUCGACACCGAUGACACGGUGUACAUCGAGACGCACCUCGGCGUCCUUGGUCAGCUACGCGUCCUUUGCAAGCGCAAUGUGACGCGAACUGUCCGUGACAAGUUUGCGUUUGGCGCACGCCUCGCGCAGACGCUCAUCAUCUCGGUCAUUGUGGGCAUGAUCUUCUUCAAGCUGGGUUUGACCCAAAAUGGCAUCCAGUCGUUCACGGGUGCCAUCUUCUUCAUGCCAGAAUUUCUCACCGUGCCGUUGGAGCUGCCAAUCAUGGAGCGUGAGUACUCGUCCGGUCUGUACCGCGUCUGGGUCUGGUACUUGGCCAAGAAUGUGAGCGAGCUCGGGUUCCAGAUUUUCUUCCCGCUCGUGUUUUUGCUGCCUGCGUACUUUAUGAUCGGUUUUGGAUCGAGCGAUGCGACUCUGUUUUUCAGUUUUUACGUUUUCAUCGUGCUGCUCACGAGCACCGCCGUCGGGCUCGGCUACAUGGUGUCGUGUCUCGCGCGGACGCCCGAGAUCGCGCCCAUCCUCGGCAUCCUCGUGAUUCUCCCGUUCGUACUUUUCGGCGGCCUCUUCCUCAACCUCAACGACAUCCCUGUCUACCUACAGUGGUUUGCGUACAUUUCCCCGCUUAAGUACGCUUUCCGCGGCAUCAGCCGUGCCUUCUGGACGACGAUCGGCACCAUUCCGUGCGACGACGCGAUCGAGACCUGCGUCGCGCGUUCAGGCGCGGGAGUCCUCGCUCACCUCCAGCUCGACUCGAACACCAUGGCGUACGACGUGUCGUUCCUCAUUUGGAUCAAUGUUCUCUUCCGCCUCAUUGGUCUCCUCUCGCUACGCUACAAGCUCCGCAAACUCGCGUAG